Messenger RNA from Humulus lupulus (European hop), 1705 nucleotides. Its product is annotated as magnesium transporter MRS2-I-like. The coding region runs from base 332 to 1510 and encodes 392 amino acids. The record is from RefSeq and is a predicted model, not a curated record. Gene Ontology annotation, cellular component: membrane. Gene Ontology annotation, molecular function: magnesium ion transmembrane transporter activity. The transcript is spliced from 11 exons. Gene Ontology annotation, biological process: magnesium ion transport; transmembrane transport. NCBI's taxonomy places the organism in Eukaryota, Viridiplantae, Streptophyta, Magnoliopsida, Rosales, Cannabaceae.
UCAAACCCAUUCCCCACCAAAAAUUUAACUCACACACCUACACUACACUACUUCCACUACCUGCCACUAAACCCAUGCAACUCACCUAUCUCCGACAUCUCCAAUUUUAUUACCUCACCACAUACCUCCUUCCACCACCCCUCUCCCAAAACCUAUUUCACUCCUCUCUCUCUCUCUCUCUCUCUCAUUCAUUGCCAGUCUCAUUUUAACACCACGCUGACUCACACCCAGAGUAGCUGGACCAUCACCAAAUGAUAUGUGACCCACUUUCGGUUGGCUCUGUUAGAUUGUUUUUCUAAUGGAGAUUUGGUAGUGGGUGAAUAGUUUGGAAAUGGGUCGAGAUGGGUUUUUAGUUUCGUCGGAGAGCCAGGCUUCUCUGGUGAAGAAAACGGCGGUUUCUUCCAGCUGGGUCUUGCUGGACCAGUCUGGGAAAGGUACUAUAUUGGAUAUGGACAAGUUUGCCAUUAUGCGCCGAGUUCAUAUAAACGCUAGAGAUCUUCGAAUUCUAGAUCCCCUGUUAUCAUAUCCUUCGACGAUUUUAGGCAGAGAAAAAGUUAUUGUACUCAAUUUGGAGCACAUCAAAGCAAUUAUCACAGCACAGGAGGUGCUGCUUAGAGAUCCAUUCGAUGACAAUGUAAUCCCCAUUGUAGAGGAACUUCAAAGACGGUUACCCUUAACAAGCGCCAGUCCCAAAGGCCAUGGUGAAGAAGAAGAGCAAGCCUCAGGGGCUCGAGAUGAAACCGAAACCAGCGAAGAAAAUGAGUUUCCAUUCGAAUUUGUGGCCUUAGAAGUUGCAUUGGAAGCUAUUUGUAGUUUUCUUGAUGCUCGCACAAGAGAAUUGGAAGCGGAAGCUUAUCCAGCUUUAGAUGAGCUGACCUCCAAGAUUAGCAGCCGCAAUUUGGAUAGAGUGCGUAGACUAAAAAGUUCAAUGACAAGAUUGACAAAUCGGGUCCAAAAGGUAAGGGAGGAACUAGAACAACUUCUGGACGACGACGAUGAUAUGGCAGACCUUUACUUGUCAAGAAAGUUGCUUGCGACGUCUUCACCAGGGAGCGGAUACGGUGCUCCAAAUUGGUUUUGCAACUCUCCUACAAUAGGCUCAAGGAUAUCCAAAACAAGUCGGACGAGUAAUGUAACCAUUCAAGAGGAGAAUGAUGUUGAGGAGCUUGAAAUGCUGCUCGAGGCAUAUUUUAUGCAAAUUGACGGGACACUAAACAAGUUGACAACGCUGCGUGAAUACAUUGAUGACACAGAAGAUUACAUCAAUAUCCAGCUCGACAAUCAUCGAAAUCAGCUUAUUCAGCUAGAGCUUUUCCUAUGUUCUGGAACUGUUUGUUUGUCUGUGUAUUCUUUGGUGGCUGCGAUAUUUGGCAUGAACAUCCCUUAUACUUGGAAGACAGGUCAUGGCUAUGUCUUUAAAUGGGUGGUCAUCCUCACCGGAAUACUUAGUGGCUCUAUUCUUGUAUCAAUAAUUUCAUAUGCUCGACACAAAGGUCUUCUUGGAUCUUAAAUAAGUACAGUUGAUUGAAUAAAUAGAAAUAUACAGAUUACUUAUGCCUUUAUUUUUGCAUUUAUAUUUACAAAUAAAUGUAUUAUUUUCAAAAAUUCUAUAUUAAAUUUGUUUAUUUUUACAAAAAUAAAUAUUUAUGAAUAUUCUUAUAAACUAUGUUGUUCACAUCAUCAUCAGAUAAGAGAUUAAGGCUUA